AUGAGAAAAGCUGUUUAUGUAGUUGCUGAAAUUGAAGAAAAUAUAACAUUAUAUAUUAAUUUGAAACAUAUCGAACAACCAUAUUUUGCAUUAUCAUUAGCACAUACAUUAAGCCCAUAUUUACAUUUAUCAGAACUACAAUUACUAAAAAUUAAACAAAUAUCAAAAUUAUUAAAUUUAGUUAAUGUUAAUGAUGAAGAACAUAUGUUAUCUAUACUUAAAUUACGAUAUAUACCAUCAUCAAAUCCAACAACAAAUGCAGAAUUUAAGAUAAAGAAAAAAAUUUCUUAUAAUUAUGUCUUAUUGCUGCUUUAA
Messenger RNA from Rotaria sp. Silwood2, 315 nucleotides. Lineage: Eukaryota; Metazoa; Rotifera; Eurotatoria; Philodinida; Philodinidae. The record is from the annotation of a GenBank genome assembly.